Messenger RNA from Ostrea edulis (European flat oyster), 1266 nucleotides. RefSeq names its product aminoacyl tRNA synthase complex-interacting multifunctional protein 1-like. The record is from RefSeq and is a predicted model, not a curated record. Bases 283 to 1251 code for a protein of 322 amino acids. Gene Ontology annotation, molecular function: tRNA binding. Lineage: Eukaryota; Metazoa; Mollusca; Bivalvia; Ostreida; Ostreidae. The transcript is spliced from 7 exons.
GUUUGAUUGUGAAAUAUCCGGCGAUAAAAAAAUAGCUUUGGUUUCUGAGUUUUAGACCUAGUUGUUCUGAGGAAAUUCAAACCAUGAAAAGUUGGACAACUUGAUGAACAUGACUUUUAUAUACAUAUCAUAUAUAUCAUUUCAUCAAAAUGAUUUAGAAAUAUAUAAAUACAUGUAUCAUCCUGAUCAUUUUGAAAAGGCGUCAGUCCGGUUUUAUUUUGUCAUUCCGGUUAUUAGGUGUCGCUCCUGUUAUUCUGUGCGCCGUGUUGAACGUCUUCUGGUAUGUUGAGUAAAGUUGCCAAUUUUAGUUUCAGAAUGGCAUCUGCAUCAGUUCUUUCUCGAUUGAACCAACGUGCAAAGCAGGCGGAGUCGAUGAUAACAGAUUUAAAGCAACAGAUAGCAAUUCUUAGACAGAAUGCAGCUAUCACUAUAUCAAACCCUGAAGAAGAGCGUCUGAGAGUCGAAAACCAGAAACUACGAAGUGACGUAGAGGAACUGAAGUCUCAGUUGAUUCUGACUGAGAUAAGGAAUGGAGUGAAACAAAUUCCCCUACCUACCAACAGAACUGUGGCCAAAGCAGAGCCCCCUAAAAAAGAACCCACAAAUCAGCCAGAGAUCAAACAAGCACCUGCUGCAGCCAACAAUAAAGAUCAGAAACCAGAGAAGUCUAACAAAAAAGAGAAGAAAGUUAAGCAGUCUGCAGCUGAUGGAGAGCCAAAAGCCAAAAAAGGAAAAAAUGAACCUAAAACAGAGGAGAAGAUGGAUGUCUCACGCUUGGACUUCAGAGUUGGAAAAAUAAUAGAUGUCAAGAAGCACCCUGAUGCUGACACUCUUUAUGUAGAGGAAGUGGAUAUGGGAGAGGGGCGAAACCGUACAGUGGUGUCUGGCCUGGUCAAUCAUGUUCCACUAGAGCAGAUGCAAAACAAAGUAGCAGUGUUUAUGUGCAAUUUAAAACCUGCUAAAAUGAGAGGAAUUCUGUCAGAGGCCAUGAUCAUGUGUGCUAGCACUCCAGAAAAAGUAGAAAUUCUAAAUAUACCUCCAGGAGCUGCCAUUGGUGAUAAAGUUACUUGCAAAGCCUAUCCUGGAGCCCCAGAUGUACAGCUCCAACCAAAGAAGAAAGUCUGGGAAACACUGGCACCAGAUCUGAAAGUAAACAAAGAGAAAGUGGCCACCUUUAGAGGGGAUCCACUUGUGAUUGAGGGGAAGGGUGCCUUAACUGCACCCAGUCUAAAAGAUGUACAAAUCAAAUAAAACUUGGAAACUGAC